AUGGCUGGCGAGGACAGCAUCUGGCACCGUGCUCAAGACUUCUGGGCCGUCGUGGGAUGGGCGUUCAACUGCAGUUGCGUCCACCCCAAUCGAUGGCGCUACUGGAAGACCUGGCUGGAGUUCAUGCUCGAUGUCCUUGAAGCUGACCUUAAGGAGCGUAAGCGGAUGGACGAAGAAGCAAUGGGCUCCUCCCAGGACACGGACUGGACGAACUUGAAGGGGGCUAUCCUCGUCAUGUACGUCAAGCAAAAGGCCGACUCCAACCGGAGUGGUCUGAAGAUGAUUUCGCAAGCACUUUUUGCCGAUGGCUACACAUCGGCCAUGAGCAAAUUUCCUGAGAUUUUCAACAGAGAGACCAAGGGCUUGCCGAGCGAAGACACGAAGCGCAUGAGGAUGGCCACUCUAGACAUUGAGAAUGAUCAGUUUGGGGACUACUUUGACGACGACCUGGUGGAGUCAGACGACCAGCAGUCUCAAUCUGAGGAACCCCCCACUCCACGCACACCAUCGAGACGGGCAGGUGCGUUUGUGACUCCGGAGUUGGCUGAGUCUAUUCCCUUGCGUCUGCGUCUCAUGGAUCUGUUAUCUGAAGUCUCUGAACGUGUGCCGUAUGACUUUCAGUCGCACAGAGACUACGUGGCGGACCUCAUCAUGCAUCUCAAAGCGCAACCUCUGGCAUACUUCCAGCAGUUCAUCUCGGACAUGGGUUCUCACGUUGGUCGUGCCUUCGAGAUCGACUUUUUGACGACUGAGCUGGACCACUUGUUGCCGUCGCGAUACCAAGACCCCAGGAAGGUCGUGCCUUCGAACGGUGGCAUCAUCGUCAACGCUGAAGUAAUGGAGCACUGCUAUCUGCCGCACCAUGCGAACACCGUUGACCCAACAGACAAUGCACGUCUUGCAUUGAUACUCGAAAACCUGCUGCACCAGAUAUCCCCCGAGGAAAUAAAAGCUGCCAAGGAUAAGCUCCAUACGGCUGCUGAGUCGGGCAUUGAGGCACGCAAGUGGAAAGCUAGCGGCCGCAAGGUGAUGAAGACGAGGAAUGGUAAGAAGCAAAAGGACUUGGGCGACAAAGACCGCUAUGCAAUGGAGAUGAUGGAUCUAGCUGGAGAGCGCAUUCUGUUGUACAUUGACAUCAUGGGCUCUUUCUCAGAGGACUCUGAUGAUGAUAUGACAGACUGA
This is a messenger RNA of Colletotrichum chrysophilum, 1182 nucleotides long. RefSeq lists its product as uncharacterized. The record is from RefSeq and is a predicted model, not a curated record. Lineage: Eukaryota; Fungi; Ascomycota; Sordariomycetes; Glomerellales; Glomerellaceae. The transcript has a single exon. The coding region runs from base 1 to 1182 and encodes 393 amino acids.